This is a messenger RNA of Toxorhynchites rutilus septentrionalis, 6211 nucleotides long. RefSeq lists its product as uncharacterized. The transcript has 13 exons. Gene Ontology annotation, cellular component: nucleus. Gene Ontology annotation, molecular function: protein kinase activity; ATP binding. Gene Ontology annotation, biological process: protein phosphorylation. The coding region runs from base 494 to 5131 and encodes 1545 amino acids. The record is from RefSeq and is a predicted model, not a curated record. Lineage: Eukaryota; Metazoa; Arthropoda; Insecta; Diptera; Culicidae.
AUUUUCCUUUUGGUCGGCUCGCGCACAGAAGAACAAAAAACAACUCGAUUGAAUGGUGAUGCUUAAUAAGUGGUGGGAGAGGUUUGACAACAAGUGAAUCCCAUCUUGCCAGAUCAACGUGCGCCGCGGAGUUCGCGAAUAAAAGUGGUUGUGGAAAAUUGUGAUCGGGCGAGUUGGGGAGGAACUCACAGAAAAAGAAAAGAAUGCUGACACAGUGAGCCCGCCACGGAAGAAGAAAAGAAGUGCUUUGUGGAGAACCUUUGGUCGGUGUUCGUGAGUGUGCGUGUGCGUGUGUGUGGUUCGGUUUCAUAGGUUCUCUUUCAUAGUCGUCUCCCGAAAAAAGGAUACCGAGUUCCGUUUCCAUUUCGUUUCGCAGUUACGCGUGAGAGAGUUCAGGAGUUCAAAAGUUCAAGAACUGGUGCCCGUGACCGUGAAUUUCGUCUGAAGAAUAGGAAACAGUUACGGUACAUCGAGGAAAACCCCCCGAAACAGCAUGUCGACAGCAGCAGCUGCUGCUCCAGGAAUUCCCGCGGCAAAAGUACAGCAUCAUCAGAAUGGGUCAUCGAUCGCUAAAACGAAGAAAGCAGCAGCAUCAGCAGGCGACAAGGCGAAAAAGUCGGUCAAGGUCGUCAUCCCCCCUGUCAACGUCUCUAAGGCUCCAUCGGCCACGGCCAUCGCAAACGGUUCAACGCCCCGUAAGCGAGCGACGACUCCGGUGAGGAAAACGGCCAACCACGACCGUAACCACGCGAAGCGGUCGCGAUCACCGGAACCCCUGACGUCCUCAUCUUCCUCCGCGGAGGACGGGGACAAAUCGACCGGCGAGUCCAGUUCAGGAAGUUUCACACCGGGGGUCGCUGUCGUUCCUCCACCACCGCCGCCAGCAGCCGCUGUGAAGAGGGAGCAGCUUCCCACCAUCAAGGGCAGUGGUCCGAAUGGAACGUUGACGCUGAAGGACAUUCCCGUGGCGAACAUCUCGUUCCAGGAGGUGAUCGACCCGAAGCACGAGGGUCCGCCGGUGACCAAGGUCAUCAUCUACAAGCCCAAAUCCGGCUUCGGUCAGCCGUCGGCGAAAGUGAUCGUGACGAAGAGCAGUGAUAAUGAUAGCAGCAACGACGGCACGACAGCAGCCAGUAGCGAGAUGAACAGUGAGUGUUAUUACGGUUCGAGUUCAAAAGGGCCCGCGAUGGCGUCGUUCCAAGCGCAAAAGCAGCAGCCGCAGCAAGUGAUUAGUGAAAGUAAUUAUCAGCCGCAUGUAUACUCGCAACAGCAACCCGUUAUGAACGGACCACCGAUACCUCCGAUCAGAAACUACGAGAACAUCAUGAUUGGGACUGGUCCGGGUCAUGGUAACUACAGUGGGGGCGCCUAUUACAACCAUGGUGAGUUGAUUGAUUUAAGUGUCCCGCAGUUGCAUCAACAGCAGCAGUACCAACAGCAGCAGCAACAACAUAACGACAUGUACAACGCUGACAUCGACUUCAUGAACAGUUAUCUGAAAAGUCUUCCUGAUUACGGUGGGGUCUGUCCAAGCAGUUCAAGUCCGGCCUUGACGGGGAUCACCGCAACCUCAGCGCCAUCGCACAUGAAAAGUGAUAACUUCCGGCAUCAUUACGUGAACGAUCCGUACGUCCAAUACUACGAUAGUGCCAGUGCAAUGCAUGGUUACUACCCAAUCGACAAAUCCAGUUCGUACCACACGUACGAUUCGUCCGGCAGCUGCGGGAACAACUCGGCGGGAAGUGGUCACCCUGCGUACUAUCAUCAGCAUCAACCCGCCCAUCACUACCAAUCCCAGCCGUACCUUCAGCAGCACCACCAUCAGAACCAUCAACUUCCGCCCCAUAAUCACCACCACCAUCACCAUCAGCAUUACGGCCAACAGCAAACAGAGAAGCUACCGCGGAGUACCUCGCACUCCCUGCUUCCACGUAACUCGGCAGAAAACAGCAACAAAUACCUCAGUUGCGUAAAUCCGAACCGUGGUCUGGGGAGGAAGACCCGUAUAACGCCAAGCGAUGGCAGCACCCCAUGCAGCGACACUAACGCGUCGCCAGGGUUCGUCUACACGCCCAAGCAGUCCUCGAUGAGCAAGUUCUGGCAGGAGACAACCUCCAAUCAGCCCUCCAAUAGCGGGCCCAAGUUCGGUUGGAACUAUGACCGGAUCAUGGCCAAGACAAAGAAGGACGUUCAGAAUAGCAUCAACGAGUACAAAAAGAAUGUCACCAGUAUGCAUAAUCUCUACAGCAGCAACGGGGAUGGCGACAGUGGCUCGCCCAUCAUCCCGGAGACCAGCAAUUACUUCAAGCUGCGGAAGAACUACUCGUACUCCCACCUCGACAAACACAUCCGAGACCACCUCACCGAGGAGGAGUUCCAGACGUUGGUGAACGAAAGUGAAUCGAAACCCAACUUCUACAGCAACCACUCGUGCCACUUUGUGAAUCCUCUGUGCAAAAGCUACUCGAGUGGUGCGAUGAGCUUCGGUCAGCAGCCUAUUCCGCCGCCACGACCACUUCUGCCGUUCACCACGCCCAAGAUGACGACCCCGCCAGGGCUCACCAAAAGUUCCUCCAACACAUCGAUCCUUCGAAAGCCGCCCAGCGCUGGAAGCGCCCUCCCGACGGACUGUUGCUCUCCGCAUCUCGCCAAAAGUUCCUCCUCUUCGUGCAUCUACACCAAAGCCCUGAAUCAACCCAACAGCAAGAAGUACAACCUGUUCACGCCCUACAAAAGCAUUGUGCCAGAAGGUGGGUCGAUACCGGGUGGUCUCCCACCGGCCGACAUUAGCGUCACCAAUAAAAUGAUCUCGAAAAACAGCGCUCUGAUCAAGAAGAGUGCUUCGUUCAACCCAUUCGGACCGGGCCAGAUGUCGUCCGGCGGCGGCAGAAAGGGUACCGGCGAGAGUUUCUUCAUGAAGCAGCAUCUACCGCCGGCCACCAAGGUGCUCGUCGACUAUCCGCCGUUCACGCAAAUCUCCUCGAUUCAGAUACCCAUCAAUGGGAACCUCCCGCCGGCGUUCCCUAGUUUUACCACCACCGCCAGGGAUCAACCGAACAACGGCCAGGUCAGCGGCCAGGAUCACUGCAUCAUAAACAUCGAGGACAACAUCGAGCAGAGCAUAGCGGACAUCUACAACGUCGGUUGUAGCUACGCAUCUCCUCACCAGCCGUCAACGGCGGCCCCCGCUCUCUACAACAGCUUUUCGCACUCCCGACUGAAUCCGGAUGCGAAGAACUUCACCCCUAGUCGUUCGCUGGCCGGUGGCGAACAGCCACCUUCGGUCACGAGCACACCCUCACUUGUUUCGUUGGUCCGUUCCAGCUCGAACAGUGGCAUCAACAUAGCGCCGGCGGUGGUGAUACCCACGUAUAUUCCUACAAAGGGGAUUGUCCUAUCCAAGUCUGCUACCCAGAUUGCAUCCUAUGGAGAUGAACCGGAAGCGGAUGAACCGGAAGAAGACGACACGGUGGUUCCGUGUGGUUCCGAUCUGGACGACGAUGAUGACGACGAGGUCGAUGAGGAGUUCGAUUUGAACUACCUAGAUGACGAGGAAGAGCACGAGCACGAGCUGGAUGACGACGAGGGUGACGAGGAACCCGAUGAAGGUAUUUACGAAAACUGUCCCGACCAGUACUUCAUCCCGGUCAGCUCGUCAAAGUCAGUCUCGGCGAUGCAGGCCGUAGAAGUUCAUUACAACAAGACGACGACGACGACGACCCCACAACAGCACAAGCUGGACAUCCCUCGGAUAUUCACGACCAAUGCGGACAUCUUCCUGGAGGACGAUGGCGUCGGAGCGGACCCCACCGGGGUCGGUCUCGGGUCGGAAGAAUACCUGCUGGAUGAUGAAGAGGACCCCGCGGUCGUUCACCCGGGUUUCCCCGGAUCGACCGACUCGACCGAUUCUUGCUCACCGGAUCCGAUCGCCGCCACAAUGGUGGUCGCUGAAGAAAUAGAGAAACAACCAUCCGUGAGGGAUGAUGCUGAUGGGCAUUUGAUUUACCACACUGGCGACAUUCUUCAUAACAGAUAUAAAAUCCUGGAUACCCUGGGCGAGGGCACCUUCGGCAGGGUGGUGAAAGUCAAGGAUAUUGAGAUGGACCACACGAUGGCACUGAAGGUGAUCAAGAACGUCGAGAAGUAUCGGGAGGCAGCAAAGCUGGAGAUCAACGCGCUCGAGAAAAUCGCCGAGAAGGAUCCCAUCUUCCAACACUUAUGCGUCAAAAUGCUGGACUGGUUCGACUUUCACGGCCACAUGUGCAUCGCCUUCGAAAUGCUGGGGCUCAGUGUUUUCGACUUUCUGAGAGAAAACAACUACGAACCGUACCCGAUGGACCAUGUCCGGCAUAUGGCUUACCAGCUUUGCUAUGCGGUCAAAUUCCUGCACGACAACAAGCUCACCCACACCGAUCUCAAGCCGGAGAACAUACUGUUUGUGGAUUCGGAGUACACCACGACGUUCAACUCCAGAAAGAAUCGUGAGGUUCGCCGUGUCAAGUGCACCGAUAUUCGUCUGAUUGAUUUCGGUAGUGCCACGUUUGACCACGAGCACCACAGUACGAUCGUGUCCACUCGUCACUACCGGGCGCCGGAAGUAAUACUGGAGCUGGGCUGGUCGCAACCGUGCGACGUCUGGUCGAUAGGUUGUAUCAUGUUCGAGCUGUAUCUGGGCAUUACGCUAUUCCAAACUCACGACAAUAGAGAGCAUCUUGCUAUGAUGGAGCGUAUACUGGGUACAAUUCCAUACCGAAUGGCCAGAAAAACCCGCACCAAAUAUUUCCACCACGGCAAGCUGGACUGGGACGAGAAGUCUUCCGCUGGGCGGUACGUACGUGACCACUGCAAACCACUGCACCGGUACGUGCUGGCGGAGACGCCCGACCACCUGCAGCUGUUCGACAUCAUCCGGCGUAUGCUGGAGUAUGAUCCGGCCAACAGGAUUGCGCUGAGUGAAGCCCUGCGGCAUCCGUUCUUCGCGAAGCUCCCGCUGGCCCAGCGCCUGCACGAAAAAUACCGUCUCGCCGCUCAAAAAGCAACACAACAAGCUAAGCAGUCCAAAAAGGUUCCCGGCAAACUGACACGGUCACAAUCGCUCGCGAUCAACUUUCCAUCGCUGUUGAUACGCUGAUAGUGCGCGAGUCAUGCGCACGCACACGCAAACCCAAAACACGUGAAUGAACCACACAAACACACACGCAUACCAGCUGACAAUAUUUUUCCCUCCCACUCAAGCUGCUCUUUUUUGUGCAUUCUUUUGUAGAAACACGUCCAACUCUUCCCAACCACAACUCUCUUAGAAUAAAUUCAUCUCUCCUCUUGCACAUUGUCCCAAUGCGCUGCGCGUGUGUUGUCGAGAUUAUAAGUGAUUUUAGCGUUAAGAAGAUUCGUUUCGUUUUCAACAUCUCUAUUUUGCCGUUUACACACCCCCGCCACUCCCUCCCGCCCCAUAAUUAAGAUAGAAAAAAAAGUCACUUCGCCGCACGCAAAUCUACCCAUCUCUAACUAGAUGGCAGCACGCACGCGUGCAAGCGCGCCCGCUAGCUGUCACAACAAACAAUCGUUACAACAAGACAAAUUCAGGGUAAAGAGUAAUAGGCACAAGCAGUGGCAAGUGCGUAGUGCGAUGCGCCGUGGUGUGGGAUUCGACGAAGAAAUGGAAUUGGAAAAAAGUGUGUAUAUGAACUGCAACAAAAAAAUACUGAUGUAAUUAAUUAAUCAAUAGGAGAGGUCGUAAACACACACAAACACAAUGAUGAUGGCGGCUGACUCUGGUGUGUGUGUCCUCUGGUUAGCGAUAAUCAUCGUUACUAUUAUCAUUAUUAUUAUUACAAUUAUAAACUAUUAUUAUUUCCUAACCCCUUCCCUCCCUUUCUCGCUCCCUCUCAGUUAUGCAGAGAAAAUACAUAAUGAUCGAUCCCCAUUUUCCUUUUAAAACAAGCUGAUAUAUGCUACAUUAGAAGAAGAAGAAGAAGAAGAAGAAGAAGAAGAAGAAAAAGAUGAAGUAACAAAAGGUCGCCACUUAGGAAAACUUAGGAAGGUGUAAAUUAUGAUGAACAUAAAGACGUGUAGUAGGAAGCGACAGGGAGGCGCGCUAGAAGGAGCACCGAUUUGUACAGGUGUGAAGCAGGGCCCAAAACUCGAGUCAAGGCCCGAGUCCCGUCGAGAAGAAAACAGUUGAAUGAAUAAAUAAAUGAAUGUUAAACUGAGA